AUGGGUAUUCCAUUUCCUGAUAUAAACCCAUACGAAACGUUGGGAGUUGAAACCAACGCUACACCUAUAGAUAUCAAAAAGAAAUAUAAAAAACUAUGUUUAAAAUAUCAUCCUGACAAAAUCCAACAGCAACAGCCAAGUAAUACCACAGUAGAUCAAGACCAGUUUGCUAAAAUCCAGUUUUCCUUUAGCAUACUUAAUGAUCCAAACAAGAGGAAAAGAUAUGAUAAUACUGGAUCAUUAGCUGAGUUUGAUGUGGAUGACGAAGGGUUUGAUUGGAAGGAUUACUUUGAAUCAAUUAAUGAAGAGAUAACGGUGGAAAUGAUAGAAGAAGAUAAAUUAAAAUAUCAAAAUUCUCAAGAAGAAAGACAUGAUAUUAUAUCUAAUUUCAUAUACUAUGAUGGGGAUUUCCUUAAGUUAUUUGAGUUGAUUCCUCAUUUGGAAUUCACAGAACUGGAAGAACAGCGUGUAUAUAAGAUUAUCGAGGAGGAGUUGCCAAAGCUGGAUGUAGAAUCCCAUGUCAUAAAGUCAUGGGAAAAAUACACGAAAUCUCGAAAAACCAAAGUUAAACAAAUGUUAAAAAGAUUAGCUAAAGAAGCAAAACAAGCAAAGGAGUUAGAGGCUAUGCUUAAUAAUAAGAAGAAAACCAAUGGUGGCGACUUAAAGUCAAUAAUUAAAAGCCGCCAGGCAAACCGGUUGGAUAAUUUGAUUUCAAGUUUAGAAAGCAAAUAUGGAGACAAGAGGGGAAAGAAAAGACUGGUAAAGGACAUAGACGAUGAUGAAUUCGAAAGAAUCCAGAACGACUUAUUAAAAAGAAGAAAGUGA
This is a messenger RNA of Spathaspora passalidarum NRRL Y-27907, 825 nucleotides long. RefSeq lists its product as uncharacterized. The record is from RefSeq and is a predicted model, not a curated record. NCBI's taxonomy places the organism in Eukaryota, Fungi, Ascomycota, Pichiomycetes, Serinales, Debaryomycetaceae. Gene Ontology annotation, cellular component: nucleus; cytoplasm. Gene Ontology annotation, molecular function: heat shock protein binding. The transcript has a single exon. Bases 1 to 825 code for a protein of 274 amino acids.